AAUAGUUAAAAUGCGUAGCUUUACAGCCCCUAAACAUGUUUUUAAUUUUCUAGAGCAAAUAACUUGCUUUGAAAUGUGUUCCAGUCAAUUUGCCACUUCGCUUCUGUGCAUUGCAGCACAUGAAAAGCUUAUAUUAGGCUUUGUGCGCUUCCCGGAAGAAACGGAAAGUGAAUCAUUUUUUUGGGAGAAAGUAAAAGAUAUUUACCAUGAAACCCGUUGCCAUGCUUUGUGUUUUACCCCCGAUACAUCACUUAUGAUUAUACCAAAAAAUGUAACAUUCUGUGCAGCAGGCUCAGAUUUCUUGCUUCGAAUAUUUCGUACAGAUCUUCAAAAUUCAGACACAGUACAAACAUUAAAAGGUCAUACCAACUAUGUUAACGAGAUUAGCUGGAGUAAUGAAUGCGAAUUUUUGGCAUCAGUAAGUGAUGACAAUUCGUGCAAAAUCUGGUGUUCUGAAUCAAACUAUGAUAACAUCAUUACAUUUUGUUUGUCAUCGGCUGGUAUGUCGGUAAAGUGGCAUCCCGACGACCCAAAUAAGGUGAUGGUAGCCGAAAAAAAGGGUGUCAUACAUAUGUACAAUGUACGUUCACAGCAGUCUGUCAUAUCUGUUGAAUGUCCAAAAAUUCCAUUAUUGACUGCUGAUUGGGCUCUAAAUAAUUAUCACAUUAUUACUGCCUUAUCUGGAGGUGAAAUUGUAACGUUCGACAUGUCGCGGAGACCUUGGUCGCCAACAAACGUGAAACCGGUACAUGAGGAUGGGGGGCGAUGUUUGCGUAUUUCUCCUAGUUCUGAGAAUGUAACGGCCAGUAUCGGCAGACCAGACAUAACACUUAAAAUCUUCACUGCUAAUUCCACAGUGCCGUUGAUCGAGGCUCCUUUAAAAUCAUGCGCUGGUUUGUCUUGGCAUCAACGCUUGCCUUAUGUAGCAGCUGCUUGUGAUCGAAAACUAUGUUUUUGGAAAGUUCAAACAAAAUAGUUAUGCUCUUC
This is a messenger RNA of Glossina fuscipes, 987 nucleotides long. RefSeq names its product nucleoporin Nup37-like. The record is from RefSeq and is a predicted model, not a curated record. Gene Ontology annotation, molecular function: protein binding. The coding region runs from base 11 to 976 and encodes 321 amino acids. The transcript is spliced from 2 exons. Lineage: Eukaryota; Metazoa; Arthropoda; Insecta; Diptera; Glossinidae. Gene Ontology annotation, cellular component: nuclear pore outer ring.